UGGCAUUGUUUCUUUCACAACCUUUUAUCUAAUUUCCAUUUCCUUCCCGCUAAUGGCAUUUUCUCCCACACCAUCACUAUCUUCCUUUCCAGUUAGAAUAUGGCGGCUGCAAACUGCUUCAAGCAUGGAACGAUACUUCCCGUCUCCGCGAAUCUCCGGCACAAGCAGCCACCGCGUCGAAGCAGCUUCAUCGGAAACAAUGAGCUGAAGGGAAACAGAAGCAUGGUGCUAAUGGUGGGAUUGUGUGGGGGACAUGGAAGUGGUAAGGCAUCCAAAAGGGCUGGAAUGAUACGGUGUGGGAGAGGGAUAGAGGACUUCAUAGGAGGAGACUUGGUGAGAUUUGACCUUGGCCGUUGGCUUUCUGACGUUGAAGAACACAAGGCCCUUGCUGUCUACUCUCCCCAUGAAGGAGGUUACGAGGGGCGGUAUCUUAACCGCCUCACGUACCAGGGCUACUAUUUUCUGGACCUUAGUGCGCGAGGCCUUGGUGAUCCUGAGACCACCCUCACGAAGGUCCACCCUGUUUGUCCGCCUCAUCUAGGGAAGCAGCCCAUAUCAAGAUGGUACUUUCCACCGGAGGUCGAUUACAGGCUCGCCGCUCUGCCUCCAAAGGCCAAAGGCCUUGUAGUCUGGAUCAUUGAAGCCAAGGUUCUGUCGAAGGCGGAAUUGCAGUUUCUUGCUCUACUUCCCACCCUCCGUCCCAAAGUCAGGGUAAUCGCGGAGUGCGGAAACUGGAGGAAAUUUGUGUGGAAGCCACUCAAAGAAAUUUCAGGACUAACUACUAAUGAGGUAUGAGAAUAAUAGCAAAGAUAAACGAUGAAUUCAAGUCACUCUCAUCCUGCACUUUCCGUUGUUUAGCAGUGCUGCGCUUUGUUUAUUCAAUAUUCAUGGAACAAGUACGCUAGAGUUCUCACUAUUUCCGUUGUUUAGCGGUGCUGCAUUUUUACCGAUCACAUGUCAAAGUGUACAUAAUUGUUUCAUCGAAACAUUGUAAUCAAUCCGCUUUCAUCCGACAGACAAUUUCGAGUCCCAUGUCAUCAGUGUAUUGCAUGACAUGAACCAAACAAGCAUCUGUGUUGCAUUGCUCUGAUGAUGAACAACUAUGUUUCCCAA
Pyrus x bretschneideri (Chinese white pear) is the source of this 1113-nucleotide messenger RNA. RefSeq names its product NAD(P)H-quinone oxidoreductase subunit N, chloroplastic-like. The record is from RefSeq and is a predicted model, not a curated record. The coding region runs from base 100 to 795 and encodes 231 amino acids. Gene Ontology annotation, molecular function: oxidoreductase activity, acting on NAD(P)H, quinone or similar compound as acceptor. Gene Ontology annotation, cellular component: membrane. The transcript is spliced from 4 exons. Lineage: Eukaryota; Viridiplantae; Streptophyta; Magnoliopsida; Rosales; Rosaceae.